AUGGAGCAGCUGCUGGCGGCCGUUGAGCUGAGCCGGAGCCAAAGUGAGGCUACCACACCCACGGCCACCACCACCAUAUCGAUCUGGAGCGCCCCUUCCGAGGGCAGUGGCCCCGGUUCCCUGGACCCCGCCUCCUUCCGGUUCCGCCUGGAUGGACAGGCCAUAUUGCCGCCGCUGAUGACGAGCGCCAAGCGGCGCGAGGUACAGCUGGCUCGCCAGAUGGCUUUGAGGCUGGAGGAGCGCUACCGCCUGGCCAGACGCUCGGCGGGAUCCGACAUGGCCAGUUUGAGGAGCCUGUCCCAGCUGCGGCAAACGGAGACCUUCAUCUACGACAGCACCCAGGGACAGGCGCGUCCGCAGACUCUCGUCCUGGGCAUUCAGCUGCCCACCAUACAGGUGGAUCCGCCCACGCCCCAGCCAUUGGAGAACUUGUCCCCCAGGCGGCACAAUCGUAUCACCGAUCGCAUCCUCCAGUUCGAGCAGUCGGGACUGGGUAAACUUCUGCCCAAAGUUCAGGACCAGAGGAUCCCGCGAUCUAGUACCAGUCCAUCCAUGGCUGAACGCAAGGAGCAGCCGCAGCAGGAGUUGAAGAAAACGCAGGCAGAGCCAGCUAACUUCCAGCGCUCAAGAAGCUUUACGCUGGAGGAGCCCUCUCAGGUUCUCGUUGAGCAUAUGCAGCGCGAGGCCCUGGCGGUCAGGCCUAGCCAGAGUUUGGCCAACUUCCAGAGGCAGACCAUAGAGUCUCAGGCUAAGCGGGUGAAUCGCAGUGCAAGGGGCAACAGCAGCAACACCACAAACACCACAACCGCCGGCAGCAGCUGCUCAAGAAGAGAUCGCGAGGUGGAACGUAUUAUAGAAAGGGCCUUGGGCGAGCAUUGUCCUUUGGAAGCUAGCCGGAAGGCAGGAGUGCGUAGCUACCUGCGUAGCCAUCGGGAGAGAAUGAAUCAGUUGGUCCUGCACCAGGAGGAGGAGCGUCGUCGCAUGCAGACGCAGUUUGAUCAUCAGCAGCGCCAGCUCAUUGAGGAACUGUGCGCUGAAAUCGAUGUUUCCUCGGGCAUCGAAAAUCCCGAUGGACUGGUGUCGCAGAGCACCAGUACGGGAGACCUGCACCGUGGCUCACCCACGCCUACGAUGUCUUCCUUUUUGGAUGCCACGCCACUUGGCGUCCAGGAGCUGGAUGACUUUCUUUCUAUGGAGGACAGCUGCCAAACGGCGGCCCCUUCUUCCGCUCGGAAGCGGUUGUUUAGUCCGAAACUAUCGCUGGGCUACGACUCGGAACCACAGCCGCUGGGGGAGAUAAGUGCUCCCAGCACACCGCGAUCGUUGCCACUAAGGAACAGCAGUUUAACCAACAGCAGACGAAGUGCACAAGCUGUGAGGAGACGAUCGCAAACUGUGGGCAGUAGUCCCAGGAAAUUGAACAGUGCUGCAGGCCGCGAGGUGAUCAAAUCGCCUGCGAAGACCGGAAGUGCAGGAGGACGCCCGAAAAAUUCCCCAGUAAACGCCAGCUCCACUUUAUCGAAAAGGAACAACCCCCCAGCAAGAAGCACCUCACCGCCAAAGCGACUAAGCAAUAAACAUUGCAAUCUGGAACAGGAAGAGCGCCAGUGGGCAGCCACGCGUAUAAAUGCCGCAGUGCGAGGAUUCUUGAUCCGGCGGCUCUUUGCCACCGAGCAAGUGCAGCGUGUAGUUCAGACCAUCAGAGACACCCUGAUCUUCGUGCUCAACCUACAUCUGGAAACCUGCGGAAGUGGCCUGGAUGCAGAGGAGCCCACUAAUCUACGCCUCAAGGCGCGACUGCUUCAACAGCUCUGCUCGGCCAGUCGCACGCUUCACCUGAUCUUUUUCCAGACCAACACAAAGGAGCGCAUGGAGAUCAUCGCUCGGGAUCGAAAGCGGAUCAAGACUAAGCUACUUCUCAAACACCGCUGAUUCGAUUCUAAUGUCAUAGGUUAGACAUGCCUGCCUUAUUAAGCACCUAUUAAAUUUUUAAUAACAGUAGUUAA
This is a messenger RNA of Drosophila takahashii, 2006 nucleotides long. It is a transcript of the gene Cp110, whose product is annotated as Centriolar coiled coil protein 110kDa. Lineage: Eukaryota; Metazoa; Arthropoda; Insecta; Diptera; Drosophilidae. The record is from RefSeq and is a predicted model, not a curated record. Gene Ontology annotation, biological process: centrosome duplication; ciliary basal body organization; centriole replication. Gene Ontology annotation, cellular component: centriole. Gene Ontology annotation, molecular function: protein binding.